This is a messenger RNA of Elaeis guineensis (African oil palm), 1361 nucleotides long. Its product is annotated as probable 6-phosphogluconolactonase 4, chloroplastic. The record is from RefSeq and is a predicted model, not a curated record. Gene Ontology annotation, molecular function: 6-phosphogluconolactonase activity. Gene Ontology annotation, biological process: pentose-phosphate shunt; carbohydrate metabolic process. NCBI's taxonomy places the organism in Eukaryota, Viridiplantae, Streptophyta, Magnoliopsida, Arecales, Arecaceae.
UACUGCACUGGUGUGUGGACGGCUACCUGCUCGUCCUUCACCAGCGAUAAGCUGUCUCUAGUUUUCCCGUCAGAGCCGCGUCACCUGCCGUCGAUCAAGAUCGCAACGGAUAUAAAUAUAACAGCAUCCAACAGCACCCUGUAGCAUGCGCUCUUCCGCCGUCUCCCCCUGUCCCGCUGUUCUCCCCUCCCACCGCUGGCCGCGCCUGCCGCCAGCCCGUCGCCUUCCGGCGAUCCUCCGGCCGCUGGUUCCGGCGAGGUCCCUUUUGGCGGUGAGAAAGAUCUCCCUCCUCGCUCCGAAACCCCUCCGACCCUGCCGGAGACCGAUCUCGGCCAUGGCGUCCGAAGCCAUCUCCACAACCGCGGUGGCGAAGGGGAAGCAGGAGCUUCUGGUCUUCGAGAGCGAGGAGGAGCUCGCCGUGUCUCUGGCGAAGUACACGGCGGAGCUGUCGGAGAAGUUCGCCCGGGAGAGAGGGGCCUUCACCGUCGUCCUUUCCGGUGGGUCUCUCAUCAAAUCCCUCAGGAAAUUGGUUGAGCCUCCGUAUCUGGAAUCGGUGGAUUGGACAAAGUGGCAUGUCUUCUGGGUGGAUGAGAGGGUGGUGCCGAAGGACCAUGCUGAUAGCAACUAUAAACUAGCUUACGAUGGGUUUCUUUGUAAGGUCCCAAUUCCACCAGGUCAGGUUUAUGCUAUCAAUGACUCCUUAUCAGCUGAGGGUGCUGCUGGUGACUACGAGACCUGUCUGAAGCAACUGGUUAAGACGGGGGUAGUUGCAGUAUCCUCAACAACUGGGUUUCCGAAAUUUGAUCUCAUGUUGUUGGGGAUGGGCCCUGAUGGUCAUGUAGCUUCUCUUUUUCCGGGGCACCCUCUUCUUAAUGAGAACCAGCGAUGGGUUACUUUCAUAAAACACUCCCCGAAGCCACCGCCAGAGAGAAUAACCUUCACUUUCCCAGUAAUUAACUCAUCGGCAUAUGUUGCACUUGUGGUCACUGGAGCUGGUAAAGCUGGUGCGGUACAUAAGGCUCUAGGGAGUGGACAAAGUUCAUCAGAUAUGCUGCCUGUUGAGAUGGUUUCACUUAAGGAUGGUAAAUUCAGUUGGUUUACAGACAAAGCUGCUGUUUCAUUGUUGCAGGAUAGAGCGAGUCUGUGAUUAUGUCAAUCAAGGAUAAGUUCUAUGAUAGUAGUUAUACUCAGUAAAAUUUCUGCAGGCCAGUUUUAUUCAAAUGCUCUGAAAUAUGCCUUGGCAUAUUACGACUGUAGUUCAUGUGCGGAGAAUAUAAAUGUUUAACUUUGCCUUGUUUUGUUUCAAAUGAUGUUUAUUUGGCAUUCUCUGCAUAAGAAACCACAAUUUGCACUUAUGGCUA